Messenger RNA from Mesocestoides corti, 888 nucleotides. The record is from the annotation of a GenBank genome assembly. Lineage: Eukaryota; Metazoa; Platyhelminthes; Cestoda; Cyclophyllidea; Mesocestoididae.
AUGGAAGAAGAAGAAGAAGAAGAAGCAGAGAAGGAAGACGAAGAAAUUAAAGAAGUAGAGGAUGAAGAAAUGUCAGUUGUGCUGAUGAUUAAAUUGAGGUCGCUUGAUGACCCACAUGGAAGUCCAUUCGAAGUUGACAAUGGCGUGGAUGACGAUUUGGCUGGAUGUCUGCCGCAGUUGACGUGGGUCCCGCUGUUUUGUCCCGAACGAAUGAGCGGCAUUAUUUUCGACACGUGGUGCCGCGGUGCAACCGUUGGAACUCUGACAGGUGCUAGCUUAGCAGUGCUUCCACGCUCCGCUCCAUUUAUCUUCUAUGAGCUGCGUGUUAACGACCGUACACACAGCACACAGCCGCACGCCGUGCACUUGGCGCCCUCGCGUCUGUGGUUGGCAUGCGCGUGGAAUGAGCGGCAUCCACCCCGAACCCAUAGAUCGCCAGUUGUUCUUCCUACCAUCAUCAAUCUGACGGCGUGGGACCCCAUCGUCUUCACAGUUCACACUUGCGUCCAACGAAACCACGACAGACCUCCACUUCACUUUAAACCCCACCUUGUGCUGCUCACGGUUGCGUCGUCGGGUUCUGUGCAAAGAUGUCUAGCGUAUGACAGGACAGCCUCAGGGGUGACUGAAGAGGGCUUGAUUCGAGUCCAUUGGUCAGACGUGUGCAAGAACACCUGCCAGAUAAAAAAGGGCUGCUCUAACUUCGGUUCUAACUGUCUGUGCGCUGACCCCGACGUGCUUGCUUUAUCCGUAAACGGAGAGGUGCACAUGCCUUCGUCCGAUGACUGCUCACGUAACAAGCAGACGGGUGGUGUGCAGUUUCCUAGCUGUCAACUUGGUGGCAAGGAUGACUUGUUAUCCUUCAAGGGCUCAGGAAAUCUACGCUAA